GCUUUUCGUGGACCUCAAGAUGGAGUUAGGCGAACUGCCUUGGUGGCCCAAGCUAUAUCUCAUGCUGUCGGAGGCUCGACGAGGAUGCUUGGUCGAGGAAUCGGAGUGGUCGUCACCUCCUUUGCAGGAGCAGUUUUCCAAAAGGCUGCUGCCGGCGCUCAUGUUCUUGUAGCUGUGGUGAACCCAUGUCAUCGGAUGCUGCAGCAUGCCGUGUUCCAGGCGUUUUCAGGCAUCGGGCAAGCAGCAAAGUGGCUUGCAGAUGCUGCCGAUGCGGCUGCGCAAAGUCCAUCUGCUACAGCAAAGGCAGUCCCGGAGUCGCGAGUCACACAGGAGGCUCAUGGCAGCUUCAUGGAACAGCUGCGUGGCGGAAAAGUUUUGCGCAUUAGCCGAAGAGGAAUUCAG
Molecule: messenger RNA, 402 nt
Organism: Symbiodinium necroappetens
Lineage: Eukaryota; Dinophyceae; Suessiales; Symbiodiniaceae
Source: the annotation of a GenBank genome assembly